UUUUAUCAGAAUGUAAAUGUGGGCGGAGAAAGUGUGAUGAAUGACAGAACUGAUGGAGGAAGAGAUAGAAAAAAAGAUGAUUCUGAUGUAAGUGGGGACUCAGAUAUAAGCAGGAUGCUAAUGGAGAAGGAGUUCUGAAGAAAGGACUUUGAAAACAAUUGAAAAGACCAAGAUGACUCAAAACUCAUCCGAUCAGCAGGAAAUUCUCCAGUUCACCCAGGGACAGGCUCAGUCUGAGGAAUCAAACUCACUGGUCAAGAACCAACGGUUAGGGCUCCGGCUUUUUCAGUUUUGUCUUGCCUCCUGUAUCAUUGGUACAGUCAUGGGGUUGGGGUUCUACUUCCUGCAGAAAAAAACUCAAGACCCUCUUCCCUGUCUCUCUCCAGCAUGCAUGAGGGUAGCAGAACGCUUCUCUGCAGGCAUGGAUCCUUUGUCUCGACCCUGUGAUUAUUUCCAGUUCACUUGUAAAGCAGAAAUGUCACAUAAGAGCAGAGGCAAACACAGAGGCAAUGCCACCAGACAAGAUGUGAUGAGAAGGAGAGAGAGGAGAGGUGGUGGAAUAAGAAUGGACAUAGUGUCAGAUACUGAAAAGAAGAGAGAUGACAGAUUACCUGACAGACAGACAGCUUUGCUCCAAGCAAUAAAAGAGAUUCUGGAGUCUCCCAAAAGGACUGCUAGCAGUGCAGAACAGAAAGCACAGACCUUCUAUAACACCUGCAUGAGGCCCAACAUUACAUUGAAUGAGAGCAUAUAUCACAUCCAAAUGCUAAUACAGAAGCUGGGUGGCUGGCCUGUACCUGGGAACUGGACUGAGCCUGAGAUGAACUCCAUUCUGGCUCUGGUGAUGACGCAGUACAACACCUUUCCAUUCUUUAAUGUGCAUGUGGGCCCUGACCGUAAUAAAAGCCAAAACUGCAUACAGAUUGAUCAACCCGAGUUUCAUUUCCCUAUUGAGUGGAACAACCAAAUAAACAGAUCCAAAUUCAACUCACAGUUUCUGCGCCCAUUCUUCUCAUCUUGUAAGGAGCUUUUGACUCUGUUGAAUGUUCCCUUCACCAGCAGAACUCAGCACUGUGGCUUGUAUAUGUCUCUGAGUUCAACUUUAGUUACAAAUACUUCACCUGCUUCCUACCGACGCAGCCAGAAUCUCAUGAACCUUCGAAUGACCAUCCAGGAGUUACAGGAGCUGGCCCCCAAUAUUGAUUGGCUCAGAUGUCUCCAGGCUAUCUUUCAUCCUGUUCCUGUCAGCAAAUCAGAUUUUGUGUUAGUGCACAAUCGUCCUUAUAUCAUCUACAUGUCAGAGACAAUCAGCAAAUGGAGGCAUCAACAUAGAAGUAUGGACAGUUAUCCUCUCCAUACUUACAUGAUCAUGAAUGCUCUGCAAAAACUCAUGCCUGCUCUGCACACCGGAUUCAUGCAGACUAUGAAAAACUUCUCUGUAGCCACUAACAAUGAAAAUGAGGUUGCACCAUGUUGGAAACACUGUGUACUGCAGACAGUGAAAGGUUUUAAUACUUUGAUCAGUCAUUUGAUCAAAGAUCAUUAUGCUGGUGAAGAGGCUGACAAGCUGAUCAGUGAUAUUUACUCCUCCUUCAAGACCAAAAUAGCCACCUUGAACUGGCAGAAUGGAGACACACAGGAUUUCGUUUUGAAUAAGAUUACUGCUCUCACUCCAAGACUCUCCACUGACAAUGAAUUCUUCAAUCAGCUGAAACUUGAUGAGCAUUUUGGAGAGGUCAUUAUGAGUGAGAAGAACUAUUUCUCCAACUACCUGCAGAUGCUGGUUCUUCAGCAGAAGAUGAGGAGCAGACUGCUCUCUCACACUCCACAGCCUCAUGUUUUGUCCAUCCAACCAUUUAUAUCUGGUAAUGAUAUCAUCAUCCCAGUUGGAAUGUUCGUGUCACAACAGUUUCAUUCCUCCUAUCCAAGAGCUGUCAACUAUGGGAUGUUGGGAACUAUAAUUGCAAAGGACCUCCUGCAUCUGCUGUUGCCUGAUAUCCUAUCUCAGUCAGAGAGCGCUGUGCUGGAGAGUGAGUGUGUGUGGUCACACUAUCUCACAGCACAGAAGGGAACUUCCUCUCUCUCUCCAUCCCAGAAGCAGGAAGUGUGGGUGCAGUACUCAGCCCUUCAGGUGGCACUAUUGGCAUAUAAAAAGAGUUUGCUGAGACAUUCAAGUGACACCUCCUUGUCAGGACUCUCACAUGUUCAUUUGUUUCUCAUCUCAUUCACCCAGGCAAGCUGUGACUCUGAGCCAUAUACAGCACCCAUGCCAUUUGAACCCUCCUUCCUGGUGACUGUGCUUUGUGUCAACUCUGUACACUGUCCCAAACCAAUGACUUGUGUGAAAAACAGAUCUCAUGGACAGCUUCCUGACCUGUGUUAAGAAGUGUGGACAUGCUGAAGAAUAUUAUUCAUAGCUGAGCAAUUAAGUGGACACUAAUACAGUAUGAUGCUGCUCAGAAAUUGGAUGGAUACAACGAGCAUUGACAUGGAGAUCAUGACAGUUACAGCGAACACAUAAAGUCAUUAUAAUAUUUCACAUUUUGCAUAUAUACUCUUCAUUAUAGAUCAGAAGUUUUAGUCUCAGGUUUUACAAUCAGUAUUUUAUCAGCAUUAUCUAUCUCCGUCCCAGGCUCAAUCCCCGCAUUCGGGUUACUGUGGUUUUUAUUUGUUUUGUUGUUGUUGUUGUUUUUACAUUUUCUCUGUAACUGUGUAGGUUUCCUCUGGGUUACCAUUAGUUUCUUUCCACCAGUCAAAAGAAUGAUCAAAUCUGUGCACAAGUCAUUCUUGUGCCCAGUGCACAGGAUCUGGAUACACAACCGAGAGAGGACGAAUAGUUUACUGAAGAAAAGUGAAAGAAUUAUCCAUCCCUGUGGCCAUGUUCAACUGAUUAACGAUUGUGUGUGAUUAAUUCUUGAAAUGUUUUAGACAUGAUGAUAUAAUAAGAUAAAGUACUUCUAUUCAAUUUGUGUACAUAAUUGAAAAAAUGUACAAUCAUGUGAAUUGCA
Molecule: messenger RNA, 3008 nt
Organism: Hemibagrus wyckioides
Lineage: Eukaryota; Metazoa; Chordata; Actinopteri; Siluriformes; Bagridae
Gene: kel
Product: Kell metallo-endopeptidase (Kell blood group)
Exons: 18
Coding region: 173-2383 (736 amino acids)
Biological process (GO): protein processing
Cellular component (GO): plasma membrane
Molecular function (GO): metalloendopeptidase activity
Source: RefSeq, a predicted model, not a curated record